AUGCAGCCGAUGAACUCUGUCUCUGGUUCGGCAUCGCUGGUGUUGGCUGCCCUGCUGGUUCAACAGGCCGCCGCCCAAGAUGCGGCCAACAGCGGUGCUUCCACCUCGACCGUCAUCUCGGCGAUCGUCCUAAACGCCGUCAUCUUUGCCAUCCUCUUUACCGUCUUCCUCCUCGCCCGUCCACGUUUCAAGCGUGUCUACGCGCCUCGAACUUACCUCGUCACUCCCGAGGAGCAGAUCGAGCCUCUGCCCCAGUCACUCUUUGGCUGGCUUCCCGUUUGGCUCAAGACGCCUACCUCGACCAUUCUAGAAAAAAAUGGUCUCGAUGCCUACAUGUUUGUCGAGUAUCUCGAGAUGAUGCUCUGGAUCUUUAUCCCCAUCUUUUUGCUCUCCUGGAUCGUCCUCAUGCCCGUCUAUGGCGCAGGCACCAAUGGCAUUGGAGACGGCUUCAACCGCUUCAUUCUCAGUCGCGUUGGCAAGAGCCCGCAGCAGCAGAAGCGCUACAUCGCUCCGCUCCUCAUCCAGUGGAUUUUCACCUUCUGGCUCAUGUGGAACAUUCGAUCCCGCGUAGCCAAGUUCAUCAAGCUACGCCAAGAUUUCCUUGUUUCGCCUCAACACGCUGCUUCCGUCCAGGCCAGAACUGUGCUCAUAACGGGUAUCCCCAACGAGCUUCUAAGCGAAAAGAAGCUCCGCGCCCUCUACUCGCAGCUCCCUGGCGGCGUUGCUAAGGUCUGGCUCAACCGCAACCUCAAGGAUCUCCCCGACCUCUUUGAUGAGCGUGAAAAGUGGUGUAACAAGCUCGAGGCUGCCGAGACCAGCUUGAUCAAAACGGCCUACAAGCUCGUCAAGAAGGGCAAGGCUCAGGACGCCAGCGGCUCUCUCCCCGAGACCGACGUCGAGAUCAACGCCGAGGUCGCCGACCAGUACGUUCCCAAGAAAAAGCGUCCCACUCACAAGCUUGGCAAGAUCCCCUGUAUGGGUGAAAAAGUCGACACCAUUCACUGGUGCCGCGAGGAGAUUGCUCGUCUUAACAAGGAGAUCCAAACCAAGCGCUCCGAGAUCGCCGUUGACUACAAAAACUACCCUGCUCAGAGCAGUGCUUUCAUCCUUUUCAACACCCAAAUCGCCGCCCACAUGGCUGUCAAGACACAGGCUCACCAUCAGCCCUACCGUAUGACCAACCGCUACGUUGAGGCUCACCCUGACGACGUCGUCUGGGCUAACAUGAACAUGAACCCGUACGAGCGCAAAAUCCGCACCGUCGUUGGCUGGGCUAUCACCAUUGGCCUGAUCAUUUUCUGGGCAAUUCCUGUCGCCUUUGUUGGUAUCAUCUCUAACGUCAAGGGUCUUGCAGACAAUGUGCCUUUUCUUGGCUGGCUCAACGACAUCCCCAACGUCGUUGUCGGUAUCAUCCAGGGUAUCCUCCCCACCGUUCUCCUCGCCGUGCUCAACAUGCUGCUUCCCAUCUUCCUGCGUCUACUCUCGCGCCUCAGCGGUACCCCCACCCGCAGCGCCAUCGAGCUCGACCUUCAGGGUCGAUUUGCCGCCUUCCAGAUUGUGCAGAACUUCCUCUUCCUUACCCUCGUCUCAGGUAACGCCGGUCAGAUCGCUGAGUAUGUCCAGAGGGUCGCCUCGCAACCCACCCAGUUCCCUGGUCUCUUGGCCGAAGCUAUUCCCAAGGGUUCGCUCUUCUUCCUCAGCUUCAUCGCCUUGCAGGGUCUUUCGGGUGCUGCUGGUCUGUUUGCUCAGAUCGCUCCGCUCAUUGUCUACUAUGUCAAGAAGUUCUUGCUCGCCUCUACACCCCGCAAGGUCUGGCACAUCGACCACGACACCAGCGGACCCGCCUGGGGAACUCUGUUCCCUUCCAUGACGCUCAUCACUGUCAUCGGCACGGGUUACGUCGUCAUUGCUCCCAUUCUCAACGGCUUUGUCGCUUUCACCUUCUUCCUCUUCUUCCUCGGCUACAAGUACCUCUUCCUCUACGUCUACGACACCAAGCCGUCGAGCGAGACCUCGGGUCUUUUCUUUGGCAAGGCCAUUCGCCACAUUUUCGCUGGUCUCUACGUCGAGAUGGUGAUGCUCACUGCCAUCUUCUUCCUCGCCCAAUCCGAGGAUGCUGCCGGCCAGAAGAAGCAGUCGGCGAUUCCAGAAGGUGCCUUCAUGGUUGUGCUCAUCGUCAUUGUAGUUGCAUUCCACUACUUCCUGAACGACUCGUUCAAGGCGCUCGAAACCGCUCUGCCCCUUACGCUCGUCGCUGGCAACAACGCCGAGGUGCAGCUGCACGGCAACCCCACCCGCACCUCGGGUGAGACCGCCUACAACGAGAAGAAACCGCUCAACGAGCAUGCUGCUUCGUCCUAUGACGCAACUCCUGUCUCUCAGGGCGACCUCAACGGAAAGGGGGUACAAGGAGCCGGCGUCAGUGGCGAAAAGCACCAAGCUGUUGCUGGUCUCAGCGAAGAGCAGGAGUCGGCUUUCUACCACCCCUCGCUGACGGGCGAGCAGAAGCCCAUCUGGCUGCCCAACGACAAGUUCGGCAUUGGUCGUGCCGGCGUCGCCUCGGCUCGCAAAGCUGGUCUCGAGGCUACCUACGAGCAAACCUCGGUCACUGAAAAGGGCCAGGUGCAAACAGAUGCUUACGAGCCGCCCGGUGAGUUGCUUGUCUGA
This is a messenger RNA of Mycosarcoma maydis (corn smut), 2667 nucleotides long. RefSeq lists its product as uncharacterized. Gene Ontology annotation, molecular function: calcium-activated cation channel activity. Lineage: Eukaryota; Fungi; Basidiomycota; Ustilaginomycetes; Ustilaginales. Gene Ontology annotation, cellular component: plasma membrane. The transcript has a single exon. The record is from RefSeq and is a predicted model, not a curated record. Bases 1 to 2667 code for a protein of 888 amino acids.